AGUCACAUGAGCGCGGAGCUCCGGGCUGGAAACGUCAGUCAGUGCCGUACUUGUGCCUCCUUGUGUGUGAGAAAAGUGAGAAAAAAAAAGAUCAUCAUGCAUCUUACGUGAUUAUACCUGAAGGAACUCGGGACAAAAUUUUCUGGUAGCGCGUGUCAUCAGUGAUCUGGUCUUGUGAUGCGGUAAUCCUAACGCCUCGAGUCUCAGUGACACACAUCGACUUCCUCCACCUCGAGUGACCUGGUCAGGCCGGGGCGACGAUGACCACCAGAGUGCUGACCACCUUGCUGAGGCUGGUGCUCCUGGCAGGGCUGAGGCGGUCCGGCCCGGAUCCUUAUAUCACACCGCCGUCACUCAGACCCAUCUAUGACUUCGUGGUAGUGGGCGGAGGCACCGGCGGCAGCGUGGUGGGGGCACGGCUGGCGGAGGCUGGAUGGCAGGUGCUGGUGCUGGAGGCAGGACACGCGCCGCCCCCAGAAACGACAGUGCCUGGCCUUAGUAUCGCCCUCUACUUCACUGACACGAACUGGGAGUACACCAUAAGCCCGCAGAAAUACUCCAACCGGUACUUCCUCGACAGGGGAGGCCGGAUGGUACAGGGACGUCUAGUGGGCGGGUCAUCCUCUAUGGGCGGGAUGCUGUACGCUCGGGGAAACAGGAGAGACUACGAUCUAUGGGCGGCCCUCGGCAACCCCGGCUGGGACUACGAGAGUGUGCUGCCCUACUUCAAGAAAUCCGAGGACUUCCAGGGGCCUCUGACUCCUGACGCGGAGAUGUUCCACGGCCGAGGCGGUCCUCUGGGCGUCACUCGUAGCACCAAACUCUCCCCAGUAAGCGAAGCCUUCCUCGCUGCCGGCCGUGAACUGGGCUAUACCGAGGUGGAUCCCAACACGUUCAACCAAGUGGGGUUCGCACGCUCCUCCUACACCGUGCGAAGAGGAGUCAGGUCCUCCGCAGAUGACUGGCUUCGCCCUGCACUCCUCACCCGCCCCAACCUGCACGUCCUGACGGGAGCCACGGCGCAGAAGAUCGUCCUGAGCCAGAGUAAGCGUGCCGUGGGCGUUCAGUUCGCGUACGGCGGUCAGAGGCUCCAAGUACGAGUGGCGCGUGAGGUGGUGGUGUCAGCAGGCGCCCUGGCCUCCCCCAAGCUGCUCAUGUUGUCCGGGUUGGGGCCCGCUGCUCACCUACGGAAACACGGGGUGCCGGUGGUGGUGGACCUGCCUGGCGUAGGACAAAACCUGCAGGACCACUUCAACGUGCACGGACUCACGUGGACGGUGCCUCGGGGCGCCCUCGGCAAUCCUAACAUGCUGGCUGGGGCCUUACAGUACCUUGUCUCCAUGGAAGGACCGUUCACAGAGCCGCUGGGAGACAAGACCACCGCCUGGGUGAACGUGGGGUCCGGGGAGACCGGGUGGGCAGAUUUGCAGUGCCAUGUGUUGUCUCAGACCCCAGCCUUCGAUUUCGGCCUCUUCACCACGACUCUCCUCAGCAUCAGCCGCCAGAAAUACCUCGCGUACUUCGGUCCCAUCCUCGGAUCGGAAGGCUUCACGAUCGAGUGCCAGCUGUCGAGACCCAAGAGCCGCGGGGAGGUCACUCUGCGUUCCAGUGACCCUGAUGACUACCCGAUAGUCAACCCCAACUUCCUGAGUCACCCUGAGGACGUGAAUACGAUAGUCAAAGGGAUCAAGUUUGGUCUCUCCAUCGCCAACACUUCAGCUCUGGGCGGCAGAUUCGGUGCCAAAUUCCAUAGUAAGCCGCUGCCGGGGUGUGGCGGCCACGUGUUCGGCUCCGACGACUACUGGGCCUGCUACGCACGGCACAUGGGCACCACCUACAUCCACCCCUCAGGGACCUGCAAGAUGGGGCCGCCUGAAGACCCCACCAGCGUAGUGGACGAAAACCUCAAGGUGCGAGGAGUGGCGGGCCUGCGGGUGGUGGACGCGUCAGUCAUGCCUACCAUCACCUCGGCAAACACCAUGGCGGCCGUGGUCAUGGUGGCGGAGAGGGCAGCAGAUCUCAUCACGCAGGAGUGGACUGGUUACUCACCGCGACUACACAAGUGACCUAAAUAAGUCCCAAAAGUCCCAAAUACCUGUCCGCGGCGUCUCAGGAAUGUAAGGCGGCACAAGGGGCAGUACAAGGGUGAUACGAGGGUGGUACAGUGGACCUACCCGUGUUUUGCUCCCAGAUUCUGUGGUUAGUCAUCGCCUCCUGUUUGCAGGCGUGGAUGGAGCAACAUGUCUUGGCGAGUGUGAGGGGGACAGUGGCGGCUCCUCCCUUCUCCCUUCCCUUCCCUUCCCUUUGCUCUCCUGCCGCUGCCCCGUGUGCUUCUGUGUGGUGGUGGUAGUGGUAGUGGUGGUGGUGAUGAAAACUGAUACAACAACAAGUACUACUACUACUACUACUACUACUACUACUACUACUACUACUACUACUACUACUACGGUCUUCGUAACUGUGACGUGUGAGUUAUAUAUUGAGGUCUGCCAGUCAAUACCUCACUGAAUUAGUUAUACUUGCGUGACUAAACACCAUGAUGAGAGAGGGAAAGUAACAAAUAACAAUUUAAACAUGCGCCUUUCUCCUCCUGCAUCUGGUGUGGUUUGGUUCACCUAGUCAUCAGGGAGGGUCCACGCAUCAUCUGCAUUUUGACCGUUUUAUUCUUUGUUCGUCUACGGAAGUGUUCUCGUUGUAAGAAUAUUAGUUAGCUUUAGUUUCUCGCAUCUUCAUCUCUGCCGCCGCUGCUUUCAUCUCAGGAAUGUGAGAGUACGGGUAGUGUGAAAGGAAGUGAUGCUUUUAAAAGUUCUUGUUGUACCAGUUUUUGUGAAUGAUUUAUGGGUGAAUACGAGUGCCAUACUACUGCUACUACUACUACCUCAGCUACCUAAACUGUUGCCAGCACUACUACUACUACUACUACUGUUACAUUUUCCGUUGUUUUAUGUAGCAGGAUUUUUUUUCUUCCUCGUCUUCUCAGUGUCUACUACUACUACUACUGCUACUACUACUACAGUAACACCACCAUCACUACUACUGCUGCUCCAUUUCUUGCAGUUUUUGUAUGUGGCAGGAAUUUUUUUUUCCUUUUCUUCUUUUUCUUUUCUUCCUCUGACGCAAAACCUCUCAGGAAUCCAAGGUUUCUGGUGUCUAGUGUCGCGGAACCUUGCCACAGAGACACAGCGUUCAAUCAAAAUACAGACGCGAAGCACUGCCUCAUCCAUUCAUCUGAGAUUCCAAGUCAUGUAAAGGGGAUGUUUGGGAGGCGAAUGGUGACGCGCAAGACAAGUGUAGGAAGAGAAACGGGUUGAUUGUUGUUUUUGAUCAGCUUUCAAUUAAGACAGGAGCUUAUAAAUGAAGCAAGAGAGAGAGAGAGAGAGAGAGAGAGAGAGAGAGAGAGAGAGAGAGAGAGAGAGAGAGAGAGAGAGAGAGAGAGAGAGAUCGGUUCAGGAAAUAAAAAAAAAGUGAAGUUAUUUUUUGCCGUUUCAGAAAAAGAGAGACAAAAAGUGAGCAGAAGUGGAAAUAAAAAGAAAAGAAAAGAAAAUGAUGGGCAGUGUAGUUGCUAUGCCCCGAUACUCCUUUGCUUACAAUGAGUGAAUACAUUUUUGUAAGAUGACUGUCAGUUGGUAAGAGGAGUAAAGACUGAAAGACACACGCAGAACACAGUGGGAAUAAACGGGACAGAUUCACCGUCGUCUGAUCAAGAGAGUAAACAAAUGAUGAACUUACCAAACCUUUGUAUUUUGAUAACGUUUUGUAUGUAGGAGUGAAAUAUAUUGACGUGUAUUGUA
Molecule: messenger RNA, 3791 nt
Organism: Scylla paramamosain (green mud crab)
Lineage: Eukaryota; Metazoa; Arthropoda; Malacostraca; Decapoda; Portunidae
Product: glucose dehydrogenase [FAD, quinone]-like
Exons: 13
Coding region: 261-2066 (601 amino acids)
Molecular function (GO): flavin adenine dinucleotide binding; oxidoreductase activity, acting on CH-OH group of donors
Source: RefSeq, a predicted model, not a curated record